AUGAAGUGCUUCCUCGCCAUGCCCGCUCUUUUCGCCCUGGGCGCCCUCGCCGACUCGUCCUCCACCUGGGCUUAUACAUGGACCUUCUCCAGCAGCUCCAGUACCUGGACGUCCGCGACCUACGCCACCGAUGUGGCCGUCGCCAACGCGACCGCCACGGCCGUCGAGGUUGCCGCCUCCAGCGUCUCCACCCCGGCCCCGUGGUCCGAGUGGCUCUACACGACCUCGUACACCGCGGAAUACAGCUCCGGGAGCUCGACGUGGGAAGUCCCCACGGCAGUCAGCUACAGCGAGGCACAGAAUUUCACGAGCAUGAUCGCCGCACCUACCACAGCCGUGUCCAGCACUUUGGAAGUCCUGGCCACGACCACCACGCCACCCAUCUCUCCCGCUAGUACGACGGCCGCUGCGCCAUCGGCCUUUACCGGCGGUGCUGUCAGUGAGAAGGCCAUGGGGCUGGGCGCUCUGGCUGUUGCUGGCUUGGCUUUCGUUCUGUAG
This is a messenger RNA of Cladophialophora carrionii CBS 160.54, 498 nucleotides long. RefSeq lists its product as uncharacterized. The transcript has a single exon. NCBI's taxonomy places the organism in Eukaryota, Fungi, Ascomycota, Eurotiomycetes, Chaetothyriales, Herpotrichiellaceae. The coding region runs from base 1 to 498 and encodes 165 amino acids. The record is from RefSeq and is a predicted model, not a curated record.